Lodderomyces jiufengensis is the source of this 2265-nucleotide messenger RNA. It is a transcript of the gene MES1, whose product is annotated as methionine--tRNA ligase. Gene Ontology annotation, biological process: methionyl-tRNA aminoacylation. Gene Ontology annotation, molecular function: ATP binding; methionine-tRNA ligase activity. Lineage: Eukaryota; Fungi; Ascomycota; Pichiomycetes; Serinales; Debaryomycetaceae. The coding region runs from base 1 to 2265 and encodes 754 amino acids. Gene Ontology annotation, cellular component: cytosol; aminoacyl-tRNA synthetase multienzyme complex. The transcript has a single exon. The record is from RefSeq and is a predicted model, not a curated record.
AUGAGUUUAGAAUUAUAUGGUUCUAAUAAAAGUACCUUGUUGGCAUUAGUCAAUAAUCUAAAAUUAUCAAUCGCUGCAUCGGUGUACCAACCAAACUUAAAAUUAACAUUACCGGAACAACAAAAUGAUUUACAACAUGAAUUUUUAUUGAAAGACAAGAAAACAGGAUUUGAAUUAUUUGAACCAAAUGCUAUUGUUAAAUAUUUAGCUGAUGAUUAUACUACCGACGAGUAUUUGAAAUUAGAAGAGACUGAAUUAUAUAAGGCUAUUUUAUCGAACAAAAAGGAUUCAUUAUCAAAAGUUAAUAUUAAAACUCCUUCAAAAGUUGAAUUAACACCUUCACAAAUCAUAUUAUUUGCUUCAUUAUAUCCAAUAUAUAGUGACUCUACUGAAAACAAAUGGUUCACUGAACUUGCAUCAAAUGAAAAAGUUUCACCAGGUAUUCAAAAUGCAUUAUCAAUAACUAAAAUAGAACGUGAAAAGGAAACAAAUACUGGAGCUCAAAAUUAUAAUAAAGAAUACUUGGUGAAACCUCAAACUGAAAGAAUCACACCUAAAGAAAAUGAACGUAAUAUUUUAAUUACUUCCGCAUUACCUUAUGUAAAUAAUGUCCCACAUUUAGGUAAUAUUAUUGGAUCAGUGUUGAGUGCGGAUAUUUAUUCAAGAUAUGUUAAAAAUAGAAAUUAUAAUGCCAUUUAUAUAUGUGGUACUGAUGAAUAUGGAACUGCAACAGAAACAAAAGCUUUGGAGGAUGGAGUAACACCACAAGAACUAUGUGAUAAAUAUCAUAAAAUCCAUAAAGAAGUUUAUGAUUGGUUUGAUAUUGAAUUUGAUUAUUUUGGUAGAACAACCACUGAAUUACAAACUGAAAUUGCACAAGAUAUCUUUACCAAAUUGUAUAAUAAUAAAUAUAUGGAAGAAAAAACUACUGAACAGUUAUAUUGUGAAGAACAUAAAUCUUUCUUAGCUGAUAGAUUUGUUGAAGGUAUAUGUCCAAAAUGUGGAUAUGAAGAUGCAAGAGGUGAUCAAUGUGAUAAAUGUGGUAAUUUAUUAGAUCCUUUGGAAUUAAUUGAACCAAGAUGUAAAGUUGAUGGACAUAAACCAAUUAUAAAAGAAUCAACUCAUAUUUAUUUGAAAUUAAAUGAUUUAGAGGAACCACUUAAACAAUGGGUUUUGAAAGCAAGUGAGGAAUGGUCAAAGAAUUCAAAGACUAUUACUAACUCAUGGUUGAAACAAGGUUUAGAACCAAGAUGUAUCACAAGAGAUUUAAAAUGGGGAACACCUGUUCCUUCAAAAGGUUAUGAAAAUAAAGUUUUAUAUGUUUGGUUCGAUGCUACAAUUGGGUAUGUCUCAAUAACUGCAAACUAUUUCAAGGACAAUCAAGAAACAUCAACUGAGAAUUGGCAAAAAUGGUGGAAAAAUCCUGAAAAUGUUGAAUUAUAUCAAUUUAUGGGUAAAGAUAAUGUUCCUUUCCACACUGUCGUAUUCCCGGCUUCACAAAUUGGUACAGGUGAUGAAUGGACUAAAUUGCAUCAUUUAAGUACCACUGAAUACUUACAGUAUGAAGGUGGGAAAUUUUCGAAAUCAAGAAAUGUUGGUGUAUUUGGAAAUAAUGCUAAAACAACAGGUGUAAAUUCCUCAGUUUGGAGAUAUUAUUUAUCAUCAAUAAGACCGGAAUCAAGUGAUUCACAAUUUUCAUGGGAUGAAUUUGUUGGUAAAAACAAUAGUGAAUUAUUAUCAAAUUUAGGAAAUUUUGUCAAUAGAAUUGUUAAAUUUGUUAAUGCCAAAUACAAUGGGGUUAUACCCAAAUUUGAUACAAAGAAUAUCCCAAACUUUGAAACAUUUGUUGGAGAAAUUAACGAAUUAUUAAAAUCAUACAAUCAAAAUAUGGAAAAAGUUCAAUUAAGAAGAGGGUUGGAUUUAGCUAUGCAAAUUUCAAGUAAAGGUAAUCAAUUUUUACAAGAUAAUAAAUUAGAUAAUUCAUUAUAUAAUGACCAUCCACAAAAAUCAGAUGCUGUUGUUGCUGUGGGGAUAAAUUUAGUUUAUUUGAUUGGUUCUUUGAUAUCACCAUUCAUGCCACAAACAACCACACAAAUAAAUGAAAUAUUAAAUGUUUCUGCACUUAGUAUUCCUAAUGAACUUGAUACAUUUAUUUUACCAGGUCAUAAUAUUAAUAAAGCUCAAUAUCUUUUCAAAAGAAUUGAAGAUUCUAAGAUUGAAGAGUGGAGAAAAUUAUAUGGUGGUGGCUCAUCAGUUGCAAAAUAA